Asparagus officinalis (garden asparagus) is the source of this 1973-nucleotide messenger RNA. RefSeq names its product protein IQ-DOMAIN 1-like. The record is from RefSeq and is a predicted model, not a curated record. The transcript is spliced from 7 exons. Gene Ontology annotation, molecular function: protein binding. The coding region runs from base 273 to 1577 and encodes 434 amino acids. Lineage: Eukaryota; Viridiplantae; Streptophyta; Magnoliopsida; Asparagales; Asparagaceae.
AGAGAAGAAAAGGGGGGGACUGAGAAAGAAACAAAGAAAGUUGUCAAGCGUCGCUUGCUGCCAAAACCCUCGAUCUCGAAAUUCUAAGCAAAGCCAAGAGCCACAGCUAACAAUCUCAUCUUCUUCCUCACUCUUUUCUCUGCUGAGGGCGAGGGGUUUCUCAAUGGUAGAUCUUGAGAGCUCUGAGGGCACAGAUGAUGAUUGAACGUCAGAUACCGACCAAUUUACUUUUGAUUGGCAGGUUAUAAUCAUCUGACUUCAUUAGCUGCAUCAUGGGCAUUACUUCAAAGUGGCUCAAAUCAUUGGUUGGACUUAAAAAGCAAGAAAAAUCACAGAACUCAGAGGACGAUGGAUAUAAAAGGAGACCUUCUGGUUAUUCUUGGCAUCAAAGAAGACAAUCUGUCAAUCUAGAUGAUGAAAUAAAAGAAGAGGAGUUUGUCAUUGGAACUGCUAUGCCAACAGGAGAACUUGAGGUUCAAGCAAGCUCAAAUUCUGCACUCUCCACCUCACUGCAAGUGCAAGUCUCUUAUCAGACCAAAGAGAAUUUGAAAGAGGAAUGGGCUGCGACAGUUAUUCAAACUGUUUUUCGAGCUUUCCUGGCCAGACGAGCAUUGCGAGCUUUAAAAGGAUUGGUCAGACUUCAGGCCCUCGUUCGAGGUCAUGCUGUUAGGAAGCAAGCUGCAGUAACUCUUCGCUGUAUGCAAGCCUUGGUUAGAGUUCAGGCUCGUGUCAGAGCAAGGCGAGUCCGGAUGACACUAGAAAAUCAAAUAGAACAGCAAAAGGUUCAGCAACAACUUGUAAAUGAAGCUCAUGUUCGCGAAGUAGAGGAAGGAUGGUGUGAUAGUGUUGGAUCCGUGGAAGAUAUUCAAGCAAAGCUGGUAAAGAGGCAGGAAGCUGCAGCCAAGCGGGAGAGAGCUAUGGCAUAUGCUCUGACCCAUCAGUGGCAAGCUGGUGCUAAGCAGCUAGCUGCCCCCAAAGGAUUUGAACCGGAUAAAAACAACUGGGGUUGGAAUUGGUUAGAGCGGUGGAUGGCUGUUCGUCCAUGGGAGAAUCGGUUUCUAGAUACUAAUGCUAAGGAUGGGAUGAUGACUGAGAAUGGGUCAACAGAGGGUACUAAUGGAGGCAAAACACAGAUCAGAUCCCAUGGCAAAAAAUCCAUUACAACACUUCAUUCAAAUAUCUCAAAUCUUAAAACAGGCCCUUCUCUGUCUGAGGGAACCGGUUCUUCUUCAAGCCGGUCGGUAAGCUUGCUAGGUUCGUCUGUUCCAUCAGUUAAGCUGAAGGCAAAGCCAUCAUAUGAGGAGGCCACUGGAGAAGCAAUCUCUAGACCCUCUGGUAUUGGUCCUCGUUCCAAUAGCACUCCAAAAGAGAGGCCAGUACAGAUAGAUUCUCAGGCUAAAAAGAGGCUGUCAUUGCAAGGGAAUGGCGGCACAACAGGUAAACGCACUGUGAACAGGAUCUUAGCGAACAGGUCAGCUAAUGCUCAGAAAUCAGCCAAAGAAGCAGCCAGAUCAGAAGUAAAUCAUAAUCUUAAUCCUGCAGACUCCAUUCCUAAAAGAGUUGAACUUCAGACAUGAGAAGCAUUCUACCAUUCUAUGCUUAAAUUAUGGGUUCUCGCGUUGUAUAUACAUAAUGUCAACCUUUUCUACAAAAGGUCAUAACGAGAGGGCGGAAGAAACUAUCACCAUUUCCUGUACGGAUAACAUUGUAAGAGCCAGCCCGUCGUUGUAUAAUUUGUUGUAACAGUGUGGGUAUUUAUUUAUUCUCUUUGAAUUUCGGCUUUGUGGGGUUCCAUAUUGUUCCAGGCUUCAUCUGUUGUUGAGUAGGCACCAGCAUUUUGUGUUCAAUUCUAUGUAUUGUGAUGAGACGAUUUAAGAUAUAUUUUAAGGUAUCACUUGUCAUAAGAUUAGGUUUUUCACUUUUUUGUGUAAUGAAUGGAGAAUGUUAUCAGCAAUCAAAGUGUUAGCAUGCUA